Molecule: messenger RNA, 1998 nt
Organism: Fusarium odoratissimum NRRL 54006
Lineage: Eukaryota; Fungi; Ascomycota; Sordariomycetes; Hypocreales; Nectriaceae
Exons: 2
Coding region: 399-1139 (246 amino acids)
Biological process (GO): regulation of transcription by RNA polymerase II
Cellular component (GO): core mediator complex; mediator complex
Molecular function (GO): transcription coregulator activity
Source: RefSeq, a predicted model, not a curated record
CGGCGCAAACCGAUCUUCACUUGAUUUCACUGGGAGGGUCUAUCUUUAUCUAAUCUUGUCAUUAACUGUUUGUGGUAUUAUCUUCGACAGUCAUACGGCACGACACUAAAUGAUAUUAUCCUUCUCAAAUCAUUGAGACUUGCUGCAUCAAUACAUCCCUAUUUGGGUAGCCAAGCUCCCAAAAGCUUUGACCGCAGUUGCAUCCACGUGGAUUCCAGCCAUCCCACCAGAGUCUCACUCCCCCACCAGGAAACGUCCACUUCAAGGGACCGCACACCAUCCUUGUCUUGCUCUGUCUUUUGUGCCGUAUUCUUGACGCGGCGUCUUUUUUUUCUCUCUAUUCAUACAACUGCCUAUGAGAUUGCUUUAUGAAGCGAUCCUCCUACAAGAGCUGAAAGAUGGCCGAACAACAGCAAGAGGGCCAUUCGCUCUCAUCCAUGUUCCCUAAUCCGCCUCCCUUUUGGCAAGACUUUACAACAGAUAAGAUUUCUCGGAUUCAAGAACUAAGGAAUUCAUACAUCGCAGAGCAUGGUGGCGAUCCUUUGACAGUCCGCGUGCCUGAUGUUCCCGGAGAUCUCGUCAAUCUGCAACCUCCGGCCGAGCCAGCUGAUGGACGCUGGCGUGUAUUUGGCGAUCAGUACAUGCUGGACGACAAGCUUCCAACUCUCGAAGACCAGGGGAUUACCAAUCUUCCUUCAUCAUCACAGUCCGAGUCCAAGGAUGCUAAGCGCUUUGAUCGCGCCUUUGAGCUCAAACGGCUAGCUAAAUCGCUUCUAUUAAACUUUCUCGAGCUCUCUGGAACAUUAUCGCAUAACCCAUCGCAUGCCGAAGCAAAAGUGCAAGACUUGCGCACACUCUUCAUCAACUUUCAUCACAUCCUCAACGAGUACCGGCCACAUCAAGCACGCGAAUCAGUCAUUGCGCUCAUGCAAGAGCACCUAGACCGCACGCGGGCUGAGACCAUGGCCAUACGGAUACAGGUGGACAAGGCACGCCGCGUACUCGAUGGCUUGGGCAGCCUAAGCGUACCGGAUGUGCCCAAGGCUUUAGGACAGAACACCGAGGAGGAAGAUUUGGAGGCAUUGGCGAAACAAAGAGAAGCAGACGUGUGGGCGGCCACAGAUGCCUUAUUUACUUAAGGGCGGGUAUUGGAACAGGCAUGAGAUAUUGUCCACAUCGCCAGAUUAUUAUCAAGGGAGUUGCAAAGAUCAACUUCCCAACGAACGAGACAGUCAUCCCACAUUGGGCAGCUAUUUGUCAUAUCAUCUCAGAAAUUAGUCCCCAAGGAUGAUCGCAGCUGGAGUUUUGGAGCGAGGCGAAUUCUAUCACAAAACCUUAUGUAAUGGGCAUUUUGGAGAGUUUACAAAAAACGGGAUUCACACAGCCAAGGUCGAGAUGUAUGCGGCAUGGAGCGAACCUCAACAUAUAUGCGCAUACAAGUGCACACGCAUCAAGCCAGGCUUCGGGUUGUCAAAAGGCGGUCAUAAACUUCGUCUGAGUCGUUGAUUCAAUAUACACUCUUCAGCUGCGCUAUGUUUCCCAGCAGCAUCGCAACGCACAAAGGACUAUAAAGCUCAAUUAUCAAACAAUAAACACCCGGCAUUGUUGCCUCGCGACGCAUAUCGUUAUUCGACCCCCCUUUACAAGAUGGUGCAGGGGAUACAGCAGCAUUCGUAGUCGCCACACUCAAUACACUUGGUUUUGGUACCCGUGGCCUCGGAGGGCUUGAUGAUGGACUCGGCGAUCGAAGUGGCAGCGCUGCCGGGACCGUUGCGGUCGUAGAGACAUUUGGAGGAACCGCAAGCCAUUUUGGAGGUUGUUUGGAAUUGAUACGGAAGAGCUUAGGACGAUCUGCAGUUUAGCUGGGUUAGCGACCGUUCAUUUUGGACUUCCAUAAGUCGAUGCACAGGAAUAGAGAAGAAGAGUAUAUUUGGUUUGACUUACCGAUGCGAUAAUGAAGCCAGUGAGAUUUAGGGGUUUAGAAGAAUGAAGUUCCAG